This is a messenger RNA of Ostertagia ostertagi, 175 nucleotides long. Lineage: Eukaryota; Metazoa; Nematoda; Chromadorea; Rhabditida; Trichostrongylidae. The record is from the annotation of a GenBank genome assembly.
GAGACGUCACCGUACUACUUUCACACAAGAACAGUUAGCUGAACUCGACUCUGCUUUCCAGAAAAGCCAUUAUCCCGACAUUUACGUCCGCGAGGAGUUGGCUCGAAUCACAAAGUUGAACGAGGCUAGGAUACAGGUUGGUGACGAUCUUCUUGCUAGCACUGAUAGAAUCUAA